Messenger RNA from Hemiscyllium ocellatum (epaulette shark), 3524 nucleotides. Its product is annotated as disks large-associated protein 2-like. Gene Ontology annotation, biological process: signaling. The transcript has 13 exons. Gene Ontology annotation, molecular function: molecular adaptor activity. Gene Ontology annotation, cellular component: glutamatergic synapse; postsynaptic specialization. NCBI's taxonomy places the organism in Eukaryota, Metazoa, Chordata, Chondrichthyes, Orectolobiformes, Hemiscylliidae. The record is from RefSeq and is a predicted model, not a curated record. Bases 383 to 3364 code for a protein of 993 amino acids.
UGUGAGAACAUCUUGCGGAAUUAGAUCACCUCUAUCAUAUUCCACGCUGUCUUGACUGCGGACAGUGAAAUGCGAACUGCAGCAAAUGGAGAGGGAAAAGCCAGGAAGAAGUGGCUGCCGAACCUUAUACUGCUGUGGUGACAGUCCCCAUUUUCACAGCUGCUCAAUGCUGACUGACUGUAACAAGGGCUCGGUGGGCUCCUGGCAAACACUCCGUCUCUGUGUUCAACAUAAUCCUUCUUCAGAUUCCAAUGAACUGCGGGUGACGCCUCUUGAAACCAGAGAAGCCUAUUAGCACAAACAGAUGGUCCUGCAGAUGAUAGCGCCAGCUCAUCAACACUAUCCUGAAGAAUAAAGAUGGACUGUGGACUGUUUUAACACAAUGAAGGGAUAUAAUGGAAGUCGUAGCCAGUCACAGCACUCGUCUGGGCACACUUGCCACUGUAUGCCUGAGGAUUGCGACCCUUCCCAUGAUUAUAUACAUCACAGUCAAGACCCUCGGCAAUCUUACAUGCUUAGUCCUUCAGAUUCCUGUUCAAUGGACCAUCACUACUGCGUGUCCAGGAGUACUAUGCCCUCUGAAUAUCCUGCGGUAUCGAUGAGCAUGACUGAGCAGAUGUCCUCCAGUAGUACAUUCCCCAGGAUGCAUCAUAACCCACAGUACGAGUCUUGUGACGACUGCAUGGCUGCCACCCACACUUCCAGCAAGAUCAAUCGGUUACCUGCCAACCUGCUGGACCAGUUUGAGAAGCAGUUGCCUCUCCAUCACGAUGGGUUCCACACACUUCAGUACCAACGGGCAAGUUCCGCUGAGCAGCGGAGUGAGAGUCCCAGCAGGAUACGACACCUGGUGCACUCUGUGCAGAAGCUUUUUGCCAAGUCUCACUCCCUGGAAGCCCCUUCAAAGGGAAAUGUGAAUGGUACAAAGAUGGAGGGAAAAGGUGGGGAAAGCCAUCAUCAUCACCAUCAGCAUCACCACCAGCACCACCACCAAUCUAGGUCAACGAAGAGGAGCAAAAGCAAGGAACGCAAAUCUGAAUCUAAGCACAGAGCCAAGAUCACAGGAUGGUGGAGCUCAGACGACAACCUCGACAGUGACAGCAGUUACAUGAUGGCUACUGGGGCCAGUAGGCACUCUAUGGAACAGGCCUCCCAAUACUGUACAGAACCCAUCGAAAGUGCCUGCAGAGAUCUGACUCUGAAGAGUUUAAAAAGCAGCAGUGAAGGGAAAUGUUCAGCCUGUGCAGCUAUGCCAAUGUUGACUGAUUCACAACAUAUGAAAAGAAGUAUGUGGUCCACCAUGACGGUAAACCAGGCCAGAGAGGCCUAUCCUAGCUCGGGUCUGGGCCAUGACAAACCUUUAAUGCUGCAGGACAAGGCACAGGAAAGGGCUUACCAUUAUCUUCAGGUGCCCCAGGAUGAAUGGGGUGGUGGGUAUCCGGGAGUGAACAAAGACGGUGAAAUUCCUUGUCGGAGAAUGCGCAGUGGCAGCUACAUCAAAGCAAUGGGCGAUGAUGAAAGUGGAGACUCUGAUGCAAGCCCAAAGAUGUCACCCAAAGGAGCUUCUCGGCAUGAGAACUAUCCGAAAUUGUUAGGUGCAGGAGGCAGCAGUGAGCCAAGUCGCUCAAAAUUCAACUGUAAGCACUGCUCUGAUCCAUACAUUUGCAGCCACUCCUACCUGCAAGGACAAACUACAAUGAACUACAGUCUGGAUAAUCUGCACCGGUCUAGUCUCCGUACUCCGCCGAAGCUUCUAUCCAGGAGUCAAGGUUACAAUCGACUGCUCAGUGCCAACAAUCAGAUUGGCGAGGCUGAUCAGAACAGACAGUUCGAGGUGGUGUGUGAGUCAGUCUUUGGAGAAAUGGAAUCCCAAGCUGUGGAGGCUCUCGACCUGCCUGGCUGUUUCCGAAUGCGAAGUCACAGCUAUCUGCGAGCCAUUCAAGCUGGAUGCUCACAGGAUGAUGACUGCCUGUCUGUGUUUUCUAUGUCAGCACCCAUGAUGCCUGCCACGAGUGUCGGUGCUAUUAAAUCCAGCACUUCAUUUAAUUACAAGAAAGCUCCUCCAAUUCCUCCUCGGAUGGCCACAAAGCCAAUCAUCUCAGUGACAGCUCAGAGCAGCACAGAGUCAACCCAGGAUGCAUACCUGCAGAAUGAGGUCCAUCGGUCAACCUCCUGGUCAAAAGAUCUUAAAUCCCAGUGCAAUUCAACAGAUAGUAUUGACAGUGGCAAAGCACUGCACCUGGCACUGGAGUCACGUGCCCCAAGUCGUUCUUCAAUAAAGAGCUCCGAUGGAAUUGGAAUGAGUAAAGGCAUUCUGAAUCGUGAAGAACCAAAGCUACAGCCACGCCAAAGAAAGUGGCGUUCAUCUGUUGGGAUACAGGUGGAUAGUUCAGAGACUAUGACUGAUUCUGACACAGAUAGUAAAGGCCUUCGGGAGUUCCAUUCUAUUGGAGUACAGGUUGAAGAUAAUAAACGGCAUGCCAGAUUUAAGCGUUCAAACAGUGUGACAACGAGUGUUCAGGCAGACCUUGAAUUGGAGGGUAUUCCUGGCCUGUGUGUGAGCACAGAGGACAAGGGAUUUCAGUUUGGCCAAUCAUUCGAGCGGCAUUCCUCAGAGCCAGAGCAUUCCAAUGAGUACACUUCAUUCAGAACUGUUCACACACAAGGACAAUGGGCGUACAAGGAGGAUUACCGAAUGCGCUAUGAUAGUGCAGACGCCCAGCGCCAGGACCACUGGGGAGAGGCCAGUGUUCACAGCCUCCCAGAUCCUGGCAGAAUAUCUCCAUGCCACAGAGACGGUGACUGGUUUAUCAAGUUACUGCAGGCAGAAGUGGAACGAUUAGAAGGAUGGUGUCAGCAGAUGGAGAGAGAAGCUGAGGAAAAUGACCUACCUGAAGAGGUACUUGAGAAGAUUCGCAGCGCGGUAGGCAGUGCCCAGCUUCUCAUGUCACAGAAGUUCCAGCAGUUUUACCGACUAUGUCAGCAGAAUAUGGAUCCAAAUGCUUUUCCUUUGCCUACGUCCCAGGAUCUUGCAGGAUUCUGGGAUCUCUUGCAGCUGUCGGUUGAGGAUGUGACUUUGAAGUUUGAUGAACUUUUGCAGAUAAAAGCAAAUAAUUGGAAAUUGCUAGAGGCUUCAGACAGAAAGGAUGAAAUGAAGAUCCCCCCUCCUAUACCAAAGAAACCGUCGAAGGGAAGGUUACCUGCGGCGCGGGAGAAGUCAUUGGAACUUGCUGACAGACACAGGCAAGAAGCAAGAAAACGACUAAUGGCUGCCAAGCGAGCAGCUUCAUAUCGGCAAAACUCUGCCACAGAAAGUGCAGAUAGCAUCGAAAUCUACAUCCCAGAAGCCCAGACGAGGCUUUGAAAUUGCACAGUGCCAUUUGGCAGGAACAUUGUCUUUAACUUCAACUUUACUUCUUAUGUACAAGGGAUGACAAAGCCAGACCAAGGGCAUAUUUGAAUCCUGCUGUCUGGUCUCAGCGGUAGCAAGCAUUAACAUUCCUCUUGUGUUCUUUUAUGUUGUC